Messenger RNA from Cephus cinctus (wheat stem sawfly), 343 nucleotides. RefSeq lists its product as uncharacterized. Bases 1 to 327 code for a protein of 108 amino acids. The transcript has 3 exons. Lineage: Eukaryota; Metazoa; Arthropoda; Insecta; Hymenoptera; Cephidae. The record is from RefSeq and is a predicted model, not a curated record.
AUGAUACGAGAAAAAGGAUCGAGAGACUUCAACAAGCUGAGAGUCCGCACAGGAGAGACUUCAACGAGUGGAAGAAACUGCAACAAUGCUCGAGAGCUCUUGCUUCGGCCGGCCUAUCGAAACGCGAGUACGCCCAGCUAUUCCCGUAUACGUGCCUUCGCGGAUUUACAUACAGGAGACCUUCGAGAGGCUGCUUCUUUGCGAAGGGAGCCAGAUACCCAAGACAGCCAAAGGAAGCACCGGUUGUUAUAUGUCAUCUAUGUAGCGAGUUGUGUACCGUUAUGCUGCAUGCAGCAGCAGCAGAAGCAGCAGCAACAGCAGCAGUAGCAGUAGCAGGAGCGGU